Schistosoma intercalatum is the source of this 1276-nucleotide messenger RNA. Lineage: Eukaryota; Metazoa; Platyhelminthes; Trematoda; Strigeidida; Schistosomatidae. The record is from the annotation of a GenBank genome assembly.
UUUUAAUUGAUGGAGUUACUGAAUGGACUUCCUAAAAGUAUUCGGCAUGAAGAUAUUAAAUUUUUGUCUUCUAAGACAGCAGAAAAUGCGAUUUCAAAUGGCACGCUUGAGUCCGAAAGAAUUUUCAAUCGUCACUUAGUUAGUGAAAAUUUGGAAACAUUACUGAAAAAAUGGUUAGAUGAAGGUGAUGAGCAAUGUGCAUUUUAUCUCGGUCAAAUUUACUUCGAGAAGGAGAAAUAUAACGAAGCGUGGACUUAUUUCCGAAUGGGUUAUGAAAAGUUUAAUGAUCAUAAAUCGAAGUUCCAACUCGGUAUUAUGUUAUAUGACAAUCUAGUCAGUAAAGACGUGACAAAAGUUUCAAACCCACAAGCUAAAGCUUGCGAAUUUUUUAAGGAGAUUAUGACCUUGAACGUCCAAUUAGCUUUACCCGUCGACCAAAGAAACUUGGUUUUUAGUGCAGCCUUUAAUCUUGGAAGAGCAUAUUAUCAAGGCUACGGAGUAUGUCCAUCUACGGAAGAUGCUUUGAGGUGCUUUUUAUUUGCUGCAAACAAUGGUGAUUCUAAAGCUUGCAUUUCAGCUCAAACGGCACUUGGCUAUUUAUACUCAGGACCAGAAAUUCGUGAUUUACAAAAAGCGUUUCAAUGGCAUUCUGAUGCUUGUGGAAAUGGUAGUGUUGAAUCUCAAGCCGUAUUAGGUGUAAUGUAUUUAUAUGGAAUAGGUGUGAAAGAAAAUUGUGAUAAUGCUUUAUUCUGUUUAUCUGAAGCUUCAGCCAGAGGCAGUUUAUAUGCUAAAGCAAAUUUGAUUUACUUUUACUAUCGACGGAAAAUGUUUACGAAUGUAUGUUACUUGGCUAGCAGAAUGGUAACUUGUGACAAUUUUGUGACAACAUCAGAAUGCAUACAAACAUUUCAAUAUCGAGCUAUGUCAAUGGCAUGUUUUCUUUAUGCAUUAUGCUUAAAAAGUGGUAAAGGUGUACAAAAAGAUGAACUAUUAGCUGAUCAGCUAUUCUCUAAGAGUGUUGAAUGGGACCCACCAUUAGCCGCGAGAUAUGUAAAUUUAGUUAUAGCAGGCGAAUUGUAAAUAUGGAGAUAGAAAACAAACUCUAAGAAUUCAAUCUGAUAUUGUCACAAUUUCUUUGAUAAACAUCACUCAAUGACUUCAAAUUCAAUAAUUUCCUCCUAUGUAUUUUUCUUAAUAUUUUAAUUUGUUGGUAUAAACUACUGUUUUUUCUUGUAAAUCUUAUACGUUGAUUUAAUAAAUAACCUAUCUUAUUGAA